AUGUUGACAUGUAUAAAAACUACACUUCCCCAAAGCUGUCACGGAGCGCUCCCGCCUCCCAUUGGCUGGCCGCUCCAGCCGCAGCCCCAGAGAAUGAAUGAAAUUGAAAUAGCUGCUACAUUACAUGUACAAUACCGGGCUCUGCAGUGUUGCAUUCUAUCAUACUAUAUCAAAAUGGCCACAGCGGUACAGAACCCCCUCAAAUCGCAAUCUGGAGGUGCAGUCAUCAAGAACAGUCUCGGAGAGGAGUUUUAUAAGGAGGCCAUUGAACACUGUCGCAGCUACAAUGCCCGUCUGUGUGCAGAGCGCUCCAUGCGGCUCCCCUUCCUGGACUCCCAGACCGGGGUGGCCCAGAGCAACUGUUACAUCUGGAUGGAGAAGAACCACCGUGGACCAGGUCACGCUCCAGGCCAGUUGUACACAUAUCCCGCUCGCUGUUGGCGCAAGAAGAGGCGGCUAAACAUCUUGGAGGACCCACGGCUUGUGCCAAUCGAGUUCAAGAUAGACUACGAGGCAUCUUUAAAGAAGGAGGGGGGGAUCCCAGACGGUCCCGUGCUGGAGUCGCUGCUCGCUGGGGAAACCCUGGACAAGAAGGUAGAAACCAAGGAAGAAGAGCCAAUGAGCGAGUGUCAGAAGCUGCUUGUUGGGGAUUUCCCUCAUGAGCUGGAGGUGGACGACAUGGAUGAAGAUGUUCCGAAGCGCAAGAACCGUACCAAAGCACGAGCCUAUGGUGUUGGGGGCAUGAGAAAGAGACAAGAGCUGCCUGCCAUUGAAGACAGAGACAAGCCUUAUGUCUGUGACAUCUGUGGAAAGCGCUAUAAGAACCGCCCAGGGCUGAGUUACCACUACACUCACACGCACCUGGCAGAUGAGGAGGGUGAAGAAGACUCAGAGCGACACACGUUACCCUUCCAACGCAAGAACAACCACAAGCCCAAGAAAGCACCGGAUGGCUCAGUCAUUGCCAAUGGCUACUGCGACUUUUGCCUCGGAGGCUCAAAGAAGACUGGCUGUCCUGAAGACCUUAUCUCCUGUGCGGACUGUGGACGCUCAGGCCACCCGUCCUGUCUGCAGUUCACAGUGAACAUGACAGCUGCGGUGAGGACUUAUCGCUGGCAGUGCAUCGAGUGCAAGUCCUGCAGCCUGUGUGGCACCUCUGAGAACGACGACCAGCUGCUGUUCUGUGAUGAUUGUGACAGAGGCUACCACAUGUACUGUCUGAGCCCUCCGAUGUCUGAACCACCAGAGGGGAGCUGGAGCUGUCAUCUGUGUCUAAGACAACUGAAGGAGAAGGCCUCAGCCUACAUCACCCUCACUUAAUCUGCUGAGCUGCGUUGCUUCCUCUUGGCCCUUCACCCUCUCCCAAACCACUUCUCCGUAACCCCCUCACUGUGCCUCCGAGGCCCCCACCCCCACCCCUCC
This is a messenger RNA of Archocentrus centrarchus (flier cichlid), 1422 nucleotides long. RefSeq names its product double PHD fingers 1 (gene dpf1). The record is from RefSeq and is a predicted model, not a curated record. Bases 1 to 1320 code for a protein of 439 amino acids. The transcript has 12 exons. Gene Ontology annotation, biological process: nervous system development. Lineage: Eukaryota; Metazoa; Chordata; Actinopteri; Cichliformes; Cichlidae. Gene Ontology annotation, cellular component: nBAF complex.